Sorghum bicolor (sorghum) is the source of this 772-nucleotide messenger RNA. RefSeq lists its product as uncharacterized. The record is from RefSeq and is a predicted model, not a curated record. Lineage: Eukaryota; Viridiplantae; Streptophyta; Magnoliopsida; Poales; Poaceae. Bases 131 to 541 code for a protein of 136 amino acids. The transcript has a single exon.
UCAAGCGCGCUAGCAGUGAACGAUGCUGCGUCACGCAACACCAACGAAGCAGCUCACCAAACCGGCCACGAAUUCGAUCUCAAGCAAAAGGCUGGCGGCCACGGGCGGCGAAUCACCGGAGAAAUGCUAGAUGGUUUCCAGCGAGACUCCUUCGUUUCCAAGGCUCCUCCUCCCCUCCCCUACCUGCACUACCUGCAGCCUCAGACCCGCGCUGCAUAUAUAUAACACCCCAAGCGAUCUCGUCCCCUCCAUAUCCACGAUCCGGCCAACACGCUGCCUCCACAGCUUCUUCCUCAGCUGCACUCGCAAGCAAUCCGUCUCGUCGUUCCACUACCAAGAACUAACGAAGCAAAUGGCGGCCACUCUGAAGCUCAGGAUCCUCACCGUGGCCGCGGCGGCCGCCGUCAUCGCCUCGUCCCUGGUCGGCACGGCCUCAGCGGCUGAGGGGCCGGCGCCCGCUCCGACGUCCGGCGCGUCCAUGGCCGCGCCGGCUCUUGCCGCUGCGUCCUUCACCGCACUUGUCUUCGGCUACCUCUUCUAAACGUGCUUGACGAUCGCGCAUGCACACCGUGUUGUGCCAAAUUGUUUGCCUGCUCAGAUUUUCUCCUUUUUUUUCUCGUGUUUUGGUGUGUAUGGGUAUGUAAUUAUGUGUUCAUCUAUUUUAUCAUGAUUAUGAAUCUUGUAAUUAGUGCAUGGAUAUAUGUAUAGAGAGCUGCAGUUUGGUUAUUUUUACACUGUUGAGAAAUGCUAAUUGGAGAACUCUUGGAAUCAA